Clonostachys rhizophaga is the source of this 231-nucleotide messenger RNA. Lineage: Eukaryota; Fungi; Ascomycota; Sordariomycetes; Hypocreales; Bionectriaceae. The record is from the annotation of a GenBank genome assembly.
AUGCCAGUAUAUGCCAGUGUUAGGUCCUUCAAAGCCAAAACUUCCUUCUCUCCGCGCACAUGCUUCUGCAUGAUAGUAAUAGCACUGGGCCUCGAGGGUCUCACAACCGUCGCCGCAGUCACCGACGGGUAUGUGAACUCCGAUGACUCCUGUACCACACUGGUACACAGCCACCUCGGCACACAUAGUGUGCACCUCAUGGCACUGACAAUCGCAGCAGAAAUCGGUUAA